CAAUAAUGUGGCCAUGUACAUGAGCCCUGAUGGGCCAAUUCCGCAGUAUAUAUUUGUCUUCAUUUCCUGGCAGAGGACACUGUAACAUGCAAAAAGCGAGUUGUAUCUUGCUGAAUCUACAGAUGGUCUACCCAUUUUCUGUUGGGUGGGAUAAAGAUUGUUCUAGAAAUUCGCACGUCUGUCAAAAGGAGACAAGUACACGCUUGGAAAAGGCCAAAACCUUAAUUGUGGAAUUCUUUAGGAUGCAGUCUCGCGUGUUGGAAGAGGAGUUUCUGAAUAUACCAGAGAUAAAUUAUAUAGAACACAGCCUGGAUAUCAUACGUGUUGACAGCUGCCGCCCAGGCUUUGGGAAAAAUCAGGUCACACACCAUGACUGUCCUGGCUGUUGCGUGGUUUGUGAUCCAGGAACGUAUAGUUCAGACAACAGCUCUCAGUGUGAGGUUUGCAAAGACGUCAAGAUUACCUACUAUGGAGCAACAGAUUGCUGACGGGUAACAUUAUACAUCAUCAUACUUCUUAUCUUCUCUGCCUUUCAACUUGGAUAAGUUCUAACUCACUGUUCGUUAAUGUACUGUUUUACCAUGAUAGAACCACCUUCCUAUUCAAGAGC
This is a messenger RNA of Bufo gargarizans (Asiatic toad), 610 nucleotides long. RefSeq names its product zona pellucida binding protein 2 (gene ZPBP2). Gene Ontology annotation, cellular component: extracellular region; acrosomal vesicle; zona pellucida receptor complex. The transcript has 4 exons. Gene Ontology annotation, biological process: binding of sperm to zona pellucida; acrosome assembly. NCBI's taxonomy places the organism in Eukaryota, Metazoa, Chordata, Amphibia, Anura, Bufonidae. The coding region runs from base 30 to 488 and encodes 152 amino acids. The record is from RefSeq and is a predicted model, not a curated record.